Haemonchus placei is the source of this 3876-nucleotide messenger RNA. NCBI's taxonomy places the organism in Eukaryota, Metazoa, Nematoda, Chromadorea, Rhabditida, Trichostrongylidae. The record is from the annotation of a GenBank genome assembly.
UUGAUUUUCUUCCUAUCUCAUUCAGCACUUUAUUGUCAGGCGCUCACUAACGGUUAUCUCAGAAGGUCAAACAAUUUCAGAUCGCGUGGUGCUGCAUCAUCGCCGACUUCUAUACAGUAUCGGAAUGGAACCCAGUACUUUGCUGCAAGUUCUAGUCCCAGUUCGUCAGUCUCUUAUACUAAUGUUGCUCCGCAAGGAACUGUACGUGGGGGAGCAGUAGUGAGCAGAGGGAUUCGUGUUAGAGGUGCCUAUUUCUUCCUCAUCAAAACCAUCGGGGUUCCAGUACUCCUAGAUAAUUUCUUAUUUUCAUCUCCCGUUUACAAUGGCGUCACUGACGAUUUUUUUCAGUCCUCUGUACCGGCUGCUCCCACAUCGAAAUCUUACUCAAAAUCGCAGAAGGCCAGAGAUGAAAUGAAGCUGGCCCAUCAAUCAGCCACCGAAAAACGAUCUGAAAUAGAUGAAGAUGAAGAGAAUCUUGGCUAUGCGGAGACCUAUGCGGAUUAUGUCCCUGCUAAGCUCCGUUCAGGAGUCGCCCAUCCUGAUUGUGUUGUUGAAACGGCGUCACUCAGUAGUGUAACUCCACCUGAUGUCAAAUAUCAAAUUAGCAUUCCAGAAUAUCUCAUUGAUAAUGGUUCCAUAUCUGCGCUACAAUUGGAAGCCGUCAUUUAUGCUUGUCAAAUGCAUCAGCAAAGACUCCCAAGCGGAGAGCGAAUAGGGUAUCUAAUAGGUGACGGAGCUGGAGUUGGCAAGGGAAGAACUGUGGCAGCCAUAAUUUUCGAGAAUUAUUUGUUGGGUCGAAAGCGCUCCAUAUGGUUAUCUGUAUCAUCCGACUUGAAAUUUGAUGCUGAAAGGGAUUUACGGGACAUCGGUGCCGGAAACAUUAUGGUCUACGCUCUGAACAAAUUGAAGUACGCGAAAAUCUCAGGCAAGGAAAAUGGAAAUAUAAAGAAAGGUGUAAUCUUUGCUACGUAUUCUUCUCUUAUUGGCGAAUGCAGAGGUGCUAGAGUGAAGUAUCGAAGCCGUCUGAAGCAGUUGAUACAGUGGUUUGGCGUAGAUUAUGACGGUGUGAUCAUCCUGGAUGAGUGUCAUCGUGCCAAAAAUCUGGUGCCCAGCACAGGUGCAAAGCCAACGAAAACAGGUCGAAUGGUUCUUGAACUGCAAAAAGCUUUACCAAACGCUCGGGUUGUUUAUGCUUCCGCCACGGGCGCCACUGAGCCACGAAAUAUGGCAUACAUGACUCGCCUGGGACUGUGGGGUGCUGGACAAGCUUUUCCUGAGUUCGUCAACUUUAUCAAUGCUGUUGAGCGAAGAGGCGUUGGAGCUAUGGAAAUUGUUGCAAUGGAUAUGAAGCAAAGAGGUCUUUACCUUGCUCGCCAACUUUCCUUCCGUGGUGUGUCAUUCAAUGUCCAAGAAGUCCCUCUUUCUGAUGAAUUCAUCAAAGUAUACGAUGAUUCCGUAAAGUUAUGGUUGGAAUGCCGACGACAGUUUCAACUUGUGCUAAGCGCGAUGUCUGGAGAAGAACGAUCAUCUUGUAAACAACUAUGGGGACAGUUUUGGGCUUGCCAUCAGCGAUUCUUCAAGUAUCUCUGCAUUGCAGCUAAGGUGGACAAAUGUGUGCAAAUGGCACGAGAUGCUAUCAAAGCCAACAAGUGUGUGGUCAUCGGCCUACAGUCUACUGGAGAAGCGCGAACGUUAGAGACAUUGGAAGAGAUGGGUGGCGAACUUACUGAAUUUGUUUCCACUGCCAAGUACGUUUUAUUUGAUGGUUUUUCUGAGUUCCGCCCAAUUCUGUAUUGUUAUUCUCUUCGAACAACCUGUAUUUCUUAUCAGAACUCUACAACCUCUUCGUCAGACGGGGAUGAUUAUGGUGACUUGGAUCAAGAUUCAGGACUAGAAGAAGAGGCUGAAGGUUCGGAAGUGGAAUCGAAUAUUGGAGACAAUGGCGAUGAUUGGCUGAAGGCGCUUCUUGCCGAAGUAGCAUCAUCAAGUGAGUCCGACGAUGACGAUCCCACAGAUACGCAAGCUAGCGGCGGAGAAGAAGAGUUCAAUCCAUUUAAUUGCGACUUCACUGACGAUCCAUGGGCAUCCAAACAGCAAGUGGUGGAAGAUUCCCCUAGAAAGCAAAAUCAGGUGCGAAGUUUUCCUCAACAGCAGUUGGAAGAGCUUCGCUUGCGACGCCGCGAGAGGAGGAAACGCCGGAAGAAGCGAAUGAAAAAGGCAGCGAGGGAGGCGGAAAUGAAGCGUCGUAGAGAAUUCGAUAGCGAAGCGAUGGCUGAGCUCUUAACUGCUGUAGAAAGGCUCGGUCCAUCUCUCCCUCCCAAUACAUUGGAUCACCUCAUCGACCAACUUGGCGGGCCCGAGUAUGUUGCGGAGAUGACGGGACGUAAAGGACGGAUUGUUACUAGAGAUGAUGGUGAGAUCGAAUACGAGUUACGUCACGCUGGUGCAGACGUCCCAUUGGAACUGAUGAACAUGGACGAAAAAGACAAGUUCAUGAAAGGAGAAAAGAAGAUUGCAAUCAUAUCAGAGGCUGCUUCUAGUGGAAUUUCCCUUCAGUCGGACCGUCGUGCUCAGAAUACUCUUCGACGUGUACAUAUUACAUUGGAGCUGCCUUGGUCUGCUGAUAAAGCAAUACAGCAGUUCGUUCAUAAUAAUAGUUAUCUUUCUAACCAUCUCAGCGCUCCCGAAUAUGUAUUCCUUAUUUCUGAGUUGGCAGGAGAAAAACGAUUCGCAUCAAUCGUUGCCAAACGCUUGGAGUCUUUGGGUGCUUUGACUCAUGGUGAUCGCCGUGCGACCGAAAGUAGAGAUCUGUCACAAUUCAAUAUCGACAACCGAUACGGUCGUGAUGCGCUUGAAGUGCUACUGAAAUCUGUGACGGGUGCACUGAACCCACCACUUAUUCCUCCUCCGGCUGAUUAUAAGCCUGGAGAUUUCUUUCAAGAUAUGCGACUGUACAUGGAGGGAGUUGGUCUUCUAUCAAAGCAACCUAACACUGACUGUUAUACAAUUGAAAGAGAAGCAGCUACUAUCUCCAAAUUCCUCAAUCGUAUUCUUGGCAUACCAGUACACGCUCAAAACGCACUAUUCCAUUAUUUCACUGAGAUUGUUGCGGAGCUAAUAGCCCAGGCAAAACUAGAUGGCACGUAUGACAUGGGAAUAAUGGAUUUGGGAACUGGAGGAGAUCAAGUUCGUAAAUUAGAGACAAGAGUUUUUGUUGGAAGAGCCGAGAAAGGUGGAUUCCGUGUGGAAAUGCAGAAGAUUGGUGUCGAAAGGGGACUAUCUUGGGAUGAGGCUUUCGCUCUCUACAAAGAGCACAAUUCAGAUGAGGACGGCUUUUAUGUUUCAAAUACUUCGAACACGGGUCGGCAAGUUGCCGUGUUGGUUUAUGGCAUUGGUAAACGUCGCUUCGACACAGGCGCACGACUGUACGCUGUAACUCGCCCUUCAAUUGGCCGAUCACCGAAAUUAAUCACAAUGGCAGAAAUAUCUAAACGUUUUGUCAAGGUACCACCAGAAGAUGCGAAGCAAUUGUGGGAAGAUCAAUACGCAGACAACUGUCACCAUACGUAUGUGCAUGGCAAAUGUAAAAGCGAGGCGAUGGGAGUGUACUGCGAAGUAGGACGGCGGACGCGAACCUACUUCGUGCUCUCCGGUUCUGUGCUUUCUGUUUGGCCGGUCGUAGAAGAAGUUCUUUCGGAUCGCGAUCGGCGGGCGUCACGAAUGCAAGUGAUUCGUGUAAGGACAGAACAGGAUCAGAAGAUAGUUGGUGUACUAGUGUUGCCUCAUUUUGUGCGCACACUGGUGGCACGCCUCGAGGAGCACUGUUCACGUUGCUUCGUGGAGGCGAAAAAGGAUGACAAGAAGCAGAAACCCUAA